Orbicella faveolata is the source of this 2674-nucleotide messenger RNA. Its product is annotated as ferrochelatase, mitochondrial-like. NCBI's taxonomy places the organism in Eukaryota, Metazoa, Cnidaria, Anthozoa, Scleractinia, Merulinidae. Gene Ontology annotation, biological process: heme biosynthetic process. The record is from RefSeq and is a predicted model, not a curated record. Gene Ontology annotation, molecular function: protoporphyrin ferrochelatase activity. Gene Ontology annotation, cellular component: mitochondrion.
CCGACGAAGUGGGGAGGGGAGGGGAAGUGUUUCGGUGUUAGUCACCAGUGCCUUUGUUUGUUAACGGCUGUCGCCUGGAGAUAUUGAUUCUAGAAGGAAAAUGGCGCUCCGGAUUCUUCGUAAACUUCAAAAAAACUGCCAUUUGUGGCCGUCUUUGCAUCUCCAAACCCAUACACACCAGCAUCUUGUCAGCCACGAGAAGUUAGUCUUAUGUAACAUCAGUAGUUGGUGUAGACAUAUGAGUAAUGGGGUGGCUCAAGAAAAAGUCGAAAGUUCUGCUCAAGUUGACUCCAAGCCAAAAACUGGAAUAAUGCUCAUAAACAUGGGAGGUCCUGAAACCACUAAUGAAGUCCAUGACUUCCUGUUUCGACUUUUUUCUGAUCGCGAUCUUAUGGUGUUGCCAGCUCAAAGUAAGAUGGCUGCAUGGAUUGCAAGAAGAAGAACUCCUAAAAUUCAGGAACAGUACCAGAAGAUUGGUGGAGGCUCUCCAAUAAAAAUGUGGACAGAAAAACAAGGGGAGGGGAUGGUUAGGCUGCUGGAUGACAUGUGUCCUGACACAGCCCCUCACAAGUUUUACAUUGGAUUUCGCUAUGUGAAUCCUUUGACAGAGGACACUAUUGAUCAGAUGGAAAGUGAUGGAAUAGAGAGAGCAGUGGCAUUCACCCAGUAUCCUCAAUAUUCAUGUUCCACUACUGGCAGCAGUUUGAAUGCAAUUUACAGGCAUUACAAGCAGAAAGGAGAAAAUCCUAGCAUGAAGUGGAGCGUGAUAGACAGGUGGCCCACUCAUCCAGGUCUUGUGAAGGCCUUUGCAGAAAAUGUCCAAGCUGAGUUGGCCAAGUUUCCUGCUGAGGUUCAAAAUGAUGUGGUUAUUCUGUUUUCAGCCCAUUCCCUUCCCAUGAAGGUUGUGGAGAGAGGUGAUCCAUAUCCUCAGGAGGUAGCUGCUACAGUUCAGAGGGUGAUGGAAUCAUUAAACCACUCCCAUCCGUACAGACUUGUGUGGCAGUCAAAAGUUGGUCCCAUGCCAUGGCUAGGUCCCCAGACAGAAGAUGCUUUGAAGGGUCUUGCAAAGAAAGGGAAAAAGAACAUUCUGUUGGUCCCCAUUGCUUUCACCUCUGACCAUAUUGAGACACUUCAUGAGCUGGACAUAGAGUAUGCACAGGAGGUGGCACAUGAGGCUGGCAUUGAGAAUAUCCGUCGAGCAUCUUCUUUGAAUGACAGUCCAACUUUUAUCGGGGCGAUGGCUGAUGUGGUUAAAGCUCAUUUGGAUUCAGGAAUCAACUGUUCCCGUCAGCUUCCUCUUCGCUGUCCGAUGUGUGUAAAUCCCACGUGUGGUUUGGCUAAGGAGUUUUUCCUUAACCACACACUUUAAAAUGUAGAGAUUAGGGAUGGACCAUAAAAUAACGUUAUUUUGAAUUCCAAAAAAUCUUAUUUCACCGCUAUAGUAUAGUUGGCAAGGAACAAGCGUCUUUCCGCUCUCAGGUCAAUUAAGUUUCGUUGUGUUUAGAAGAUAAAACGUUAGCGCGGAUAUUUUACGUUAACAGUGGAGAUACUUGAACCAGUUUGAAUCGCGCUUUUUUGUAAUUUCCUCUCCAAAAGGGGCUGAGGCAUGUAAUGCGUAUUGAUUUCAUCUUUCUUCGCUACCCCUUGAGUUAAAAUGCAAAAGCUGUUUCCGCAGUGUUCAGAUGGUUAACCUGUGGAACUCUGGGCAAGCUGUCUUGGGGCUUUCUGUGUUCAGUACACUGCCUCUCCUCACCCAGGUGUAUAAAUGGUUUAAUGCUGGGGGUACCUCUGCGAUGUACUUGCACUGCAUCCCGUCUUGGAAUGAGCAGAAAUACUCCAAGCCGCUUUAUGCUACGGCGGAAACCAGAGAAACGCUCUGCCUUGAUUGCAAAAAACGGUUCUUUUAAAAUCGGUUUUGAAGAUUCAAUUCAUUAUUCCCUUUGCAUUAUCUUACCGUAGUCCUUACGAACUUAAACGAAGACCUGAAAGUCAACGCAAAUGCAAUUAACUGACUCUAAAGGAGACACUCCCUGAGUAAUCUUUGUGUGUCCACGGGCCAAACGCAAAUGGAAGAUGGAAGGGGCUUUCGAAAUAUGAAUUUGCGUACAAAUUUUCUUUGCGUAGCUCUUUAAGUACCCCCAACUUGUAAAACAAAAAUCUCGAAAUUACACCGGCGCUUGCCCACAGCUACAGAAAUCGGUAGGGCCAAAUUACAGCGACCUGGUCAAACAAGACACCUAGGCUUGGUUUAAGAGAGUCAGUUCUUGUGUUAAGACGAAAUUCCUUUGAUUUUACGACUUAAUUUAUAAAGGAAUUCACCUUUUGGACGCACCUUACGUGCCGACUUUUGAAAGCAUCUGCUGUUAUGACAUCACUUACCAAAAAAUAGCGCGAUUCAAACAACUCAAGUUUGUGCCAAUGUAAGAUAACUUUUUUUUCUUGUUAUUAUUUUAUGAUUUAAUGUUUGGUCGGUAGUUUUCGUAUUUUGUACGAAGAUAUUUGAUUCCUGUAUAUCUGUUUCUGUCAACAAGAAAGCGUUGCUUGUUUGUUUAUUUAAUUCUUUUUCGUUAUUUAUGGUCCAUGUUCUUUUUCUUUAUUUUGCCGCCGGGGCGGCUGCUCUUAUGCCAAGCCUAGAACUAAGAAGAAUAAAUAAUGUUCACUAUGAUGCCCUUCA